AAACAGCCGCUAACAGAAAUCCGUUUUCCGCCGUUGAAUUCCGGCACAGUAGUACAAAUUGAUUACGUGUGUAUAACACUAAGACUAGAUUCCCCGUUCAGAUAUUGUUGAGCGCAUUUGUGCGCUCGUUUUUGGGGGAUUUCGACAGAUGAUUUCAUAGAGAAGCUGUGGAAUUAAUUCGAUCUCUUAGGAAAGUGUGCUAAUUCUACAGAAUGCGUCCGGAUUUUUCGCUUCUGUUUCUUUUGGUUCUACAACUUACUUUCCAUAUAUCCACCCAAGCCAAUUCAUGUCCGGAGCGACAACCGCAAACUGGACGGGAGUGUCAGAAGGCGUGUCAUCCUAAUGACAACCCCUGUAAGAGUCCCAGAAAAUCGUGCGAGUGUGAUGGGCAGUGUGGGUACAGCUGUAUCAACCAAAAUCACAGAUGUGAACAAUUGGAAAAGACGAUACUUAAUGGCCGUGUUGUCAUCAAACCGCAGAACAUGUUUGGGGGGAUCGCGACAUAUGAGUGUGACUGGGGCUACGAAAUUCGGGGUCAGAAGGUCAGAGUGUGUCAGGGCGACGGUUUUUGGGGCGGGGAGACUCCUGAAUGUGUUCUGUCAAAGGGAAGCGAUAAGGAGGGUUGCGGUUCCCCGCCAGAAAUAGAUUUUGCUACACAUAACGGUAGACAACUGGGUCCGGGCGAAAGGUACCCCUCAGGGACGAUGCUGCAGUACACUUGCAUCAAGGACUACAUGAAAAAUCCUGACAACGUGGAGAGGGCGUGGUGUAUCGUGGGUGGCGAAUGGGUGGGGCCAAAAAUGACCUGUCAAGCUGCUGGUUGUCCCAAGCCCCCAAAGCCGUUAAACGGUGGUGUGGUUGUUCCCGCCUCUACAGGCGUCAAUUCAGUGGUUCAGUACUACUGUGAUCAGGGUUUUCAUCUCACUGGAAGGUCAGAGCGCACAUGUCGAUCAGACAGCACAUGGGACGGGGACGAGCCUCGAUGUGAAAAAGGUGGGAGUGCCACAUGCGGACCCCCACCCUAUGUUGACCGGGCUUUCCACGACUCUAAUGACGUAGAAAGGUUUUCUGUUGGAACUCAGAUCCAGUAUCGAUGUCAGGAUGGGUUCAUGUUGGCAGAUCGCUAUGCCAACACCCGAGCAGAGUGUAUGCGAGACGAGAGGUGGGAGGGGCCCAGAAUGUCCUGCACACCGGUUAAUUGCGGGUUUCCAUACACGGUAGAGAAUGGGCGUAUCGAAGGGAUUGAUUUUACCUUUCCUCACUCCGUCAAGUUUGUCUGCAACGAGGGUUAUAAACUGAUGGGGAACGAGACCACCACAUGCCAAGCCAAUGGACAGUGGUCAUCAGAGUCACCAAGCUGCGCGGCAAUUGACUGUCCUACCCUAAAGUCGCCUGCGGGUGGGAGGAUUCGGGGAUCAGGGAACGCCUUUGGUACCGUCCUCCGGUUUGAGUGUGACUCUGGCUUACAACUCGAGGGCUCCAUUGAAAGACGUUGUAUGGAAAACGGUGAAUGGAGUGGGACAGAGGUUGAAUGCACAGAAAUCGACUGUGGUUGGCCGAAGAACUUUUGGAAUGGUUACGUUCUCGGAGAAAAAACCACCCUGGGAUCCACGCUGUUCUUCAGUUGUAUCGUGCGAACAACAUUUGAUGGUCCAUACUUUGAGACAAAAUGUUUGAGCAAUGGACGUUGGUCAAAUCCGCCGCCCACGUGUUGGGGUCAAUGCACCAUUCCAAACAUUGAUAACGCGGAAGUUGUGGGAUACCCAGUGGGAACCUGGGUAAACCAUGGAAAGACUUUUGAGUACGACUGUAAAAAUGGACUGGUCCCCAUCAGAUCACGCAUGGUGACGUGUUAUAAUGGGACCUUUAACCCCAGCACUCCGAAAUGUGUCCCAGCACCUUGCCCUUCUCCACCGCCUCUUGUCGAGAAUGGAAUACGGCUUUUCAUUGGCCAGGAGCACGGACGCAGGGCACGUUACAUUUGCGCCAACGGUUUUAGAUUGAUGGGAAUGGGACAAAACAUGCCUUAUCUCAUUUGUGACAAAGGAAAGUGGAUCGGCGGAAAUCCAGUCUGUGAAGAACAUUUUUGUCAAAAUCCCGGGGCCAUAUCAAAUGGUAAAAUAUUUAAAAAGGAGCCAAACAAUCUCAGGUUUAACUUUCCGCAAUAUAUUACUACAAUAAAGCACGGCCAGAGACUGGAAUUCAAAUGUGACCCAGGUUAUGAGAUUUCAGGGGCCAGUGGAGCCACUUGUAUCAACGGCCAAUGGAUUCCCCCUCUAGGUGGCGCUGACUCUCAUUGCAAACCGCAACAGUACCUCAAGUUACCUAUUCUGUGGAAACCUCUACCCAACAGAAAUUUUCACGAGACCUGAGGUCCAUUUCCCUCAUCAGUGGAAUCCCUGCCCUCAUAGGUGUCUUCUGUGAAACCUGAAAUCCAUGGAUCUUUUUACUAAGGCGGUAUCUUGAGCAUCAGAUAGAAAUUGUGUCAACCGCAUAUUACUGGUAGAUAUAUUUACGUUGACUCAGUGCCUUCCUUACAGUGUCUUCAUUUCAUACAAUACUAUCCUAUCCUUAUUGACUUCUUUCAUAAUUCUACAUACAUACAAAAAAUUAUUUAAAAUACAAAAAUCCAUAGAUAUAUAUAUAUAUAUAUAUAUAUAUAUAUAUAUAUAUAUAUAUAUAUAUUCAACAACUUUGCAUCAUUCAUAUUUAAAUGUAUGUGUUCAUGAAGCAUUGUGCGAUGGGUUCUCUUCAUGGUAUAAAAACAUAAAGUUUGGGCAGACAAAUAAAGCGAUGUAUAGUUCAAACUUUUUAUUACCUAUUUAUUAUUGUAUAUCUCAAUAAAUUUCUUUGAAAGCA
Molecule: messenger RNA, 2859 nt
Organism: Ostrea edulis (European flat oyster)
Lineage: Eukaryota; Metazoa; Mollusca; Bivalvia; Ostreida; Ostreidae
Product: protein lev-9-like
Exons: 13
Coding region: 213-2372 (719 amino acids)
Biological process (GO): negative regulation of complement activation, classical pathway
Source: RefSeq, a predicted model, not a curated record